Brassica rapa (field mustard) is the source of this 1090-nucleotide messenger RNA. RefSeq lists its product as uncharacterized. The record is from RefSeq and is a predicted model, not a curated record. Lineage: Eukaryota; Viridiplantae; Streptophyta; Magnoliopsida; Brassicales; Brassicaceae.
CCGUCUUUUAGUCUAUAAAGAAAAAUCAACUUCCUUCACACACCACAUAUUAUCACUCCCGCCUAAUCCUCCGCGUUCCCCUGUCCACGCGCCGGCCUUUCCUUCUCCUCCGGUAGACCUAUACUCAAGAAACUCCAAACUAGUCAGAAGCUCCCACGCCCAUCUCUCUCGAAAUAUCUUACCUAUGGCUGCUCUCUACACGUUAGUCUCCUCCACUCGUCUCUCUGUGUCUCUUCCGUACCAUCGCAACCUACACACGCGCCGCCGUUUCCAUUUUCCGUUAGCAACUCUUGCCUCAUCAUCCUCUCCGGACUCUUCAGCAUCUUCUAACUCUAGCUCGAUCCCUGUAGCCAAUGGGAACACGUUGUCAAACUCUUAUGGAACUCAUGAUAAGGUUGUGGAUGAUAACAGUAGCCUCUUUGCUCGCUUCUUUCGUUCCACCGAGUCUAACGUUGAAAGGAUAAUAUUUGAUUUCCGGUUCCUAGCGCUCUUGGCAGUAGGAGGUUCGCUGGCUGGUUCGCUGCUCUGCUUCCUCAAUGGAUGUGUCUACAUCAUCGAGGCAUACAAAGUCUAUUGGACUAAUUGUGUCAAAGGCAUCCACACCGGCAAAAUGGUUUUGCGCCUAGUAGAAGCUAUUGAUGUUUAUCUGGCUGGGACAGUAAUGUUAAUCUUUAGUAUGGGUUUGUAUGGACUCUUCAUCAGCAACUCUCCUCCUGAUGUCCCUUCUGAAUCGGACCGUGCCCUUAAAGCAUCUUCUCUCUUUGGAAUGUUUGCCAUGAAGGAGAGACCAAAAUGGAUGAAGAUCAGCUCACUAGAUGAGCUUAAAACCAAAGUUGGACAUGUGAUUGUUAUGAUUCUUCUAGUGAAGAUGUUCGAAAGAAGCAAGAUGGUUACCAUCGCCACAGGACUUGACUUGUUAAGUUAUUCCGUUUGUAUUUUCUUGUCAUCUGCUUCUCUUUAUAUCCUCCAUAACCUCCACAAAGGAGAGAACUGAGUGUACUCAAUGUAUCUUCUCCAUUUGUACAUAACCAAAUCUAUUAUUUAUUUUGGAACAACAAAUCUAUUAUUGUUCUUAUUUUAUAUUUUCUCA